AAGCCUAACCUCUGUGGAGGCAGCUCACACCAACACCUGGCAAUCUUCAGAGGUUCAUCCAGAGAGUUUUUACACUGCAGGCCCAAUGGCGAGGGUCAUAUCCUCUUAAGUAGUAUUCGUGUGCAAAAAACCAUCAGGAGACCUGGCUGCAGGCAUGUAGUUACAAACUUUACCCUAUUUGAGAUCAUUCACCAAGGGUGUGGAACAGCUGGAGAAAAACACAUUUCCACUGUCAUUAUCCUGGGAAAACUGUCAGAUGUGAGACACUAUGGUUAACAUCCUGAACUAACUGGCCAAUGAGAUGACCGGAGUUUUAUGGUAACAUUUGGCCAUCAGUAAAAUUAAUCACAAAAAGAUAUGAACAAAGUGGAGGGAGGAUUACCACAGUGAACGCUACACUUAAUCUUCACUGCAAGAACCAACAGGGUGCUACAGUAAAAUAAAUUAUCUUCAAGAGCUGGUGCAGAACACCGUAGCAGGCGGUAUGUCGUUCACAGACUAACAGAAAAUAUGAACUUGAGUUUAUGAGCUGGAGAUGUUUUGAUUGCUCCACUUUAUGGUAUACUUGUUCAGGAGAAACCACCAAAUUCCAAAAUGGAUGUCAGGAAAGAGAUGCACCUUCUUAGCAACAGUUUUGCAGCCUAUGCUUACAUAAAAGAUAAUCCAGAAAGCUUUGGACUUUAUUUUGUUAUCGGCGUGUGCUUUGGCUUAAUCUUAACACUUUGCCUGUUGGUCAUUCGCAUCUCCUGUAAGCCACGAACAGAGAUUAUAACCGGAAAGAAGAUCCUAAAGGAUUGCAGUGAAGAAGAGGAUGAUGAUGAUGAUGAUGAAAGUGAAGAAGAAGAAACAGAGGCCCCCCACCCUACAACAGAGAUUGCAGUGGGCAACCACAGUCAAUCCGAUGGAACGUUGAAUGUCAAUGUGUUCACAUCAGCAGAGGAACUGGAACGGGCUCAACGCUUGGAGGAGAGGGAACGAAUCAUUCGAGAAAUUUGGAGGAACGGUCAGCCUGACAUUCUAGGCACUGGCACUGGUACAAUCGGUAGGGUGCAUUACUAUUAACACCUGCACUCUCUUUAAUCUUUAUUGAUGUUGAUGGACCAAUACCUGAUAUGUUUCAAAGAAAAAAACAUGAUUUUUUUUGGACAAUGGUGCUGAGUGAGGAGACAAUCAUUUUUUUGUCAAAUAUAUGAAGAAUUCUUAUCAGAACUGAGCUGACAGUGGAUAUACACUACUUAGAAAUGAUUAUUGUUUUUUUUAUUCCAUUAGACUUUGCCUUUUACUCUGUUCUUCUUCUGGAAAGCAAAUGUUAGGUCGAGUACUUACACUUGCACAUAUCUGAGCAUAUGUUUAUGAAAAAUAUAUAAACAGACUUGAUGUUAUAUCAAUUCAUAUACAGUAUGUUUUCAUUUGGAGUAUAAAACUGAGGGAAAAUGAACUCCUAGAUGCCAUGUUAUGAAAAGCAACUGAUGUGACUAGACAACAUAAUUGCUUUUGUAGCAUUAACUGUAAUGUGACUUAAAAAAGAGGAAUAUGAACUUCAGAAAUCCUGAUAACAAAGCAGAUAGACCUAUAAGGUUUUGUUACAAAAAACAAAUUCAUUGUGUGCAAUAAAUACACUGUUUUAAAAAUGA
Molecule: messenger RNA, 1634 nt
Organism: Erpetoichthys calabaricus (reedfish)
Lineage: Eukaryota; Metazoa; Chordata; Cladistia; Polypteriformes; Polypteridae
Gene: eva1ba
Product: eva-1 homolog Ba (C. elegans)
Source: RefSeq, a predicted model, not a curated record